This is a messenger RNA of Cetraspora pellucida, 239 nucleotides long. The record is from the annotation of a GenBank genome assembly. NCBI's taxonomy places the organism in Eukaryota, Fungi, Glomeromycota, Glomeromycetes, Diversisporales, Gigasporaceae.
CGACUGACUCGCCGUUAUACGAUUACACCGUCACUGUGCGAACGGCUUUAGAUCGUGAACAUAGGAAGGGCUAUACCUCUUUAUUAUUGAACGUUUAUUCAAGUGGUCACACAGACCAUAUUAAAGACAAUCUCGGCACAUCUAAUUCAAAAGUAGCCACUUCUUCGCAGGGUUUAACUGUCAAACGAGUCAAUCUUUAUUACACAGCUACAGAUUUAAAUUCUGCAUACUAUUUCUGA